UCCCUAAGAGCCAGCUGAAGAUACGGAUAUCAACAACAACAGUUUCGAACGAAAUCUAUUGUUUGCUGCGAAAUGAGGCUACAGUUACACAUCCUGCUAGCGACCCUGGCCUCCUGCUCGAUCCUCAGUGGCACCCUUGCCUACAAACCGGUGGUGAUCCUGCAUGGAAUCCUCUCCGGACCCGAGUCCAUGACCUUUCUGGUGCGGGAAAUCGAGAAGCUUCAUCCGGGAACAGUAGUUUACAACUGCGAUAAAUUCAGCGGUUGGUACAGCCUGGAGAACGCCUGGCGGCAGGUCGAUCAGGUAAGGGAUUACCUUAACGAAGUGGGCAAGUUGCAUCCGGAAGGCAUCAUUGUACUGGGCUACUCCCAGGGAGGCCUCUUGGCCCGGGCGGCCAUACAAAGUUUGCCCAAUCACAAUGUCAAGACCUUCAUAUCCUUAUCGUCGCCACAGGCGGGGCAAUAUGGCACCAGUUUCCUUCAUUUGAUCUUCCCCGAUUUGGCGGCCAAGACGGCCUUUGAGCUCUUCUACUCGCGUGUGGGUCAGCACACCUCGGUGGGCGGCUACUGGAACGAUCCACAUGAGCAGGAUCUGUACAUGAAGUACAGCGAGUUUCUGCCGUUGAUCAACAACGAGAAAGUGACCUCCAAUUCCACAUCCUUCAAGAUGGGAAUGGUGCGGCUCGACAAACUGGUCAUGAUUGGCGGACCCAACGACGAUGUGAUCACGCCCUGGCAGUCCAGUCACUUUAGUUACUACGACGAGAAUCUGGAUGUGAUUCCAUUUUACCAGCGAAAGUUCUUCACGGACGACUCCAUCGGCAUCAGGACUCUUCAGGAGGCGGACAAACUGAUUAUCGUGGUCAAGCCCCAUGUCCACCACCUGGCCUGGCACACGCGGCAGGAUGUUAUCCACGAGGUCAUAAUGCCAUAUCUGGACUGAACAAGUAACUUCAAACUGUACUGAAGCGAUCAAAGGGCUGUGAUGGAUCGGAACAAGGCUCGCUCUCAUCAAUAAGCGUUAAUGUGACGGCAGGAUACACAAUGAUCUUUUAUACAUAAUUCAGCUUUUUUUUAUUCUUAAGUUUACAGCGUUUUUGUAGUUAUAUAGGGAAAUUUAUACAAAGUUAUUAAUAUAUAUUUACCUACUUAUUUCAA
Messenger RNA from Drosophila kikkawai, 1157 nucleotides. It is a transcript of the gene Ppt2, whose product is annotated as palmitoyl-protein thioesterase 2. Gene Ontology annotation, molecular function: thiolester hydrolase activity. The record is from RefSeq and is a predicted model, not a curated record. Gene Ontology annotation, cellular component: lysosome. Lineage: Eukaryota; Metazoa; Arthropoda; Insecta; Diptera; Drosophilidae.